UGCCCCACGUCCAAGACUGUUCCGACAAAGCACGUGGGUAAUGUUUUGAUCCCGCUGAGGUGAGUGGCGCGAGGAAUUUUAUCUUCUGUCACCUCACCUCUCCCCCUUAGCACACCUGGUUGACAUGAGCCACAGGAAGAGGGAGAAGAAGAACAAGAACAAAAGCAGCUCUGAACUUUUUGGAGAGCCAAAUCUGGACUGAACCGUGGAUACAGAGAUGGAGGAUGAUUGCUCCUUUGUGGCUCCUGGACAUGUCCCCACCAGGUGGCACCAGCCUCCGGGUCACCCGCAGAACUACCGAGGCUUCCACCACUCCCAGCCAAACCAAAGAAAUGCCCAAGCCUUUCAGGCCUACCAGAAUAAUACCUGGGCCUACCAAAACAAUGCCCAGGGGUAUCCCAAUGGUCCCCAGCCUCAUCAUUAUAAUGCCCAGGCCUACCACAACAAGGCACAGGCUUACCAACAAGAGACUUUCUCCUGUGGGCCUUGCAAUCGCACAUUCCAUUCAAAAUACCAGCAUGAGAGGCAUCUCCAGGAACAUGUGAAGUGCCCCUUCCCUGAGUGCAACUUGAGUGCUCACCCAAAGGCCAUUGAGAAACACAUAGACAAUCAACACCUCCUUGUUAACUUUGCCAACCUGCAGAUCGAUGAUGAGGCAUGGAUUGCAGAAAGGAAGAGGAAAUUCCCAACCAGCCAGAGAGCUGAACUGCGGCGGGCCCAGCAGCUGGAGAAAGCCAAGCGUGGAGAGAGGCUGGGGAAGAGUACCAAGCCCUUUGCUUCCAGAGGCGGUAGAGGGAAGGGCAGGGGAAGGGGAAGGGGAAGAGGUGGUGGUGGUCGUGGUGGUGGUGGUGGUGAUGGUGGUAGGGAGGGAAGUGGUGAUAGUGAUGGUGUGAAAAAUGAGCAAAAGAGGCCUGCUGAUUCAGAGUGGAGUGAUCAGCAAGGAAGGAAGCGAAAAAGAAUGAUGCAGGAUGGUAGGAAGGAUAAAGUGGAAGAGCAGAAUGAAAAUAAGGAGAGAAAUGUUAAACCACAGUGGCAGAGGAGUGCCCAGACAGCUGCUGCUCCAGUGCCAGACGUGGACUCUGGUGAUGAGGAUGCCAGAGACGGCAUUCCAGCUUUCCGUGGCACCAGACACUUCUAUGAGAGCACGGGAGAGAUUAGCUACUUUGGCAUUAAGUCUGGCACUGCCCCAGAUGAUGCUGUGAAAGAGGAGAUGAAGGAAGCAACACAAUCAGAAGUGGUCAUCAGUGAUGAAGAGGACUGGGAUGAGAGCGGGUCAAGGGAUGCAAGCAGUGGUGCUCCUACAGCUCAGUCCUCCACCCUGGUGCUUGGGGGUGCCCUGGGCAGCCUGAUGGGUGCAUACUCAGACUCUGAAGAAGACAGUGACCCUCCAGAAUCAGCAACACUGGAGGCAGGAAGGCAGCGCACCACUCAGCACCAAGCCCAGAAUGCCAUAAAGGAUCAGCUGUCCUGCAAACCCCAAGCAGCAGAACAUGACACAACAAAGAAUGAAAGUAAUGAGAGAAGUGCAGCAGCAGCAAAACCAGUGACCACCACCACCACCACCACAGCAGCAGCAGCAGCAACACCAUCUGCAGCCACCACCAAAACCUCCAGGCAGCGAAGGAAGAAGAGGUAUCCCAAGAAUGGAGUUCGCAAAGGGCUAAAGCCUCCUGGGGGAGUACGCGGUAGCUUCCCAAAGAGACGCAAGACACUGCUGGAAAGGCUGCUCCUUCCUGACAUCACAAGGGAGAGGAACAUUAUCCUUCAGUGUGUGAGGUUCAUUAUUCAAAACAACUUCUUCCUCCCAAAACAGACCACAGAGGAAGGAAAGGAGAAGAAGGAGAGAGGAACUGAUAAAGGCAGAGAGGAACAAAGGGAAGGUUUGACAAGAAAAGUGGAAGAGGAGAAAAGGAAUCAGGAGGAAGAGAAGAGAUUAGGGGAGAGUAAUGAAAUGAGUGAGAGGAAUGAGGACAUGGAAACACAGAGUCAGGGAGAGGAGGAAGGGGAAGGAAAAGGAAAGAGUGAAGAUGAGAGAAAAAAUCAAGAAAAGCGAGGGAAUGAAGAAGGAAAAGAGAAGACAGAAACUAAGGGAGAAAAGCAGGAAAAGGAAGAGGAUGAGGAAAGGAAGGAAAAUAGUGAGGCAAAAGGAGAGAAACUGGAAAAAGAAGAGGAUAAAGAAGGGAAGGAGAAGACUGAAGAUGAAAAGGUGGAGAAAAGUACAAGAAAUAGGGGAGAGACAGCAGUAGAGAUGAUAUGUGAGGAAGAUGAACAAAGGCAAGAGGAAGCAAGGCAUGAAGAUGGAAAAGAAGAGCAGGGAAAUUAAGGGAGGGUUAGAAUAGGACAGAGGAGGGUGUUCUGCAAAAAAAUUGGUUCCAGAGAAUCUUGUGAAAAGCAAUUAAAAGAAAAGCAUAAAGGAAAUAAAACUGGAGGUAAUUGUGAAGAGAAUGCUUGUAGAUGAGGGAAAUAAUGUGAAGAGGAGAGAGAUUCAAAGGAAAACAGAAGGGAGUGAAUAAAGGAGAGGAAGCAAAUACAUUCUUUAUAGUUAGUCAUAAUGUGAGAAACAUGAUGCAAAUUGAAAAAUGGUUAUGUAUAGUAAUAUGUAUGUAAUGUAUUGUUAUGUACUUGCAGCUUUUGUCAAAUAAAAUCUCAUUUUGUUUGAAA
Molecule: messenger RNA, 2661 nt
Organism: Scylla paramamosain (green mud crab)
Lineage: Eukaryota; Metazoa; Arthropoda; Malacostraca; Decapoda; Portunidae
Product: SAFB-like transcription modulator
Exons: 2
Coding region: 218-2323 (701 amino acids)
Biological process (GO): box C/D snoRNP assembly
Cellular component (GO): nucleus
Source: RefSeq, a predicted model, not a curated record